AAACCUUUGAAGAGCUGCCCCUGAAGAAGGAGCUUUUGAAGGGGAUUUACGUCAUGGGCUUCAACAGACCAUCCAAAAUCCAGGAGACGGCCCUGCCGAUUAUGCUGGCGUAUCCUGCCUCUGCUUGGCUCCCACCUACGAGCUGGCCCUGCAGAUCGGGUGCGUGGUCGAGACCAUCGGGCGGUUUUGCGCUGAUGUCAAGGUGAUGUACGCUGUCCGGGGAAACCGAGGUGAGUCUGCUCCCACCAAGCAGAGUUACCGGCGUCAUAACAGGAGCGUUCAGUGAGUACAGGGAUCCUCUCUCGGAGCCUUGAGCUACCGGGAGCCAUGCAGACCUCCACGGAGGCGUAUGAAAUGGUGUCUGUAUUCCCCUCUCCUGCUAAGGAGGCUUUUCCACAAACCCUGGCUGCUUCCAGGUGCCCCAUUUGCGUGUGGGGCUGGCUCCCACCCCACCGAGGCAAUAGGGAGGUAUCAGCCCCACUUGCAGUUUUAAGCUCCGCUUUGCGAUGACCCCCUCAAAGGCUGGAAUCUGCAUUCAAGUAGCAGAAAUGCGUCGCGUUUGGAGACGGCCGGAUGCUAUUUCCCCCUCUCUUGCAGUUCUGCAGGGCGCUGUGCUGGAGGGCCAGAUCGUCAUCGGGACUCCGGGGACGAUGCUGGACUGGUGUUUCAAACGGCGGGUCAUAGACGUGAAGAAGAUCGACAUGUUUGUGCUGGAUGAAGCCGACAUCAUGAUCGAUACCCAGGGCCUCUCCUAUCAAAGCAUCCGCAUUCAGAGGUCUUUACCCAAGGGCUGCCAGAUGCUGCUGUUCUCGGCCACCUUCAAGGAAACGGUCCGGGCGUUUGCCAUGCAAAUAGUCUCCAACCCCAUCGUGAUAAAGCUGCGGGAGGAAGAGCUCACCCUUGGCAACAUCAGGCAGUACUUCUUCGUGUGCAAGAGCAGGGAGGAGAAGUACAGAGCCCUCUGCAACAUCUACGGCAGCAUCACCAUCGGCCAGGCUAUGAUCUUCUGCCAGACCCGGAGGGUGGCGGACUGGCUGGCGGCGGAGAUGACGCAGGAUGGGCACCAGGUUGCCAUCCUGACGGCGGAGCUGACGGUAGCCCAGCGGGCCAACGUCAUCCAGCGCUUCCGCGACGGGAAGGAGAAGGUCCUCAUCGCCACCAACGUCUGCGCCAGAGGGAUCGACGUGCAGCAGGUGACCAUCGUGGUGAACUUCAGCCUCCCCAUUGAUCAGAACAACGAGCCGGAUUUCGAGACCUACCUCCACCGCAUCGGGCGAGCGGGACGCUUUGGGAAGAAGGGCAUCGCCUUCAGCAUGGUGGAAAGCCAGAACAUGCGGCUGGUGCAGAUGAUAGAGGAGCAUUUCCAGACCAAGAUCAAGCAGCUGGACCCAGAUGACAUGGACGAGCUGGAGAAGCUUGCAAACUGAGUGAGGGGAGGGGGGGAUUUGCUCCCCCAGAUCAGAGUUUUGGUUCAAAAAGGGAGGGAAAGUUCCAGGGGAAAAUCUCCCAGUUCUCUCGUAACUUCCUAAAGCCAUUGGGUUUUGUUGUGAUGUUUGAGGAGAAGACAGGGCCGAACCCUUGGCCCUGGCGAUUUAUUGCCCUUGGUUUUGUUCCGUGUUACCUCUCUGAGGUUUUUUUCACAGCCGUGAUGCUGCGUGUCCUGAGGAAUCCCCGGAGGGGCUCUUAAAACAUGGGGUAACGUUCCUCAAAAAUGGGUGCGGGGGCACUCGGAGCGCUCAGAAAACAUAAACUCCAUUAACUGGCCCAAAGUAUCUGGUGAAAAGUUUAUAAAGAAAAAAAGUUAGGAGAAAGGAGCGAGUCAUUAAAAAGCCAAGCCCGUCUCACUAGAUGGCAGCAUGAACCCACCGCUGCCAUCCCAAAUCCCAGCGGCACCCGAACCGCUGGCGGUCGGGGUCACGGCGGUGGCGGGAGAGCGAGGUCGGGCCCCCCAGGCUGCGUUAGUGUCCCCAGACAGUUUAUCCCAGCUCCUCGCUAAUAAAAUGAAAUUAUUUAUAACUA
Phalacrocorax carbo (great cormorant) is the source of this 2019-nucleotide messenger RNA. Lineage: Eukaryota; Metazoa; Chordata; Aves; Suliformes; Phalacrocoracidae. The record is from RefSeq and is a predicted model, not a curated record.